Messenger RNA from Drosophila erecta, 2760 nucleotides. Its product is annotated as adenylate kinase isoenzyme 5. Bases 527 to 2470 code for a protein of 647 amino acids. Gene Ontology annotation, molecular function: UMP kinase activity; ATP binding. Gene Ontology annotation, biological process: CDP biosynthetic process; UDP biosynthetic process. Lineage: Eukaryota; Metazoa; Arthropoda; Insecta; Diptera; Drosophilidae. The transcript has 8 exons. The record is from RefSeq and is a predicted model, not a curated record. Gene Ontology annotation, cellular component: nucleus; cytoplasm.
CAAUUCUGAAACUCAGUUUCGUUUCGGACGUUCGUCGAGGUGUACGUGCUCGGUUUGUUGAACCGUUGAACUGUUGAACUGCUGAACUGUGGCACACCGUGCAGCACUCGGCAAUCGAAAAUCGGAAACCAAAUCGGCCGAGUUCGCGGCUAAUGCAGGAAUCAAAACACCAAAACCGGCAACGUCAUGUAGUUCGUUGUGGUGCGUGCUGCCGACGAUAAAGCGCGAGAACAAGUAUCCCAGAGAUACCAAUAAUAAAUGUACACAUAUUUAUAAUAUACAUCGGGCGAGUACCACACACGGUAGUCAUGGACAGACGCAGUUACAGAGUGCAAAACUUUUGUGGAAUUCUAAAAAUUUCCAUUGAGAACUGCUCCUGAAUAGCACGCUACUACUACUUUUUAUUUUUAACGAGAGAUAAUCAUUUUAAAGUAGAAAGUGAGUGGGCUCGAUUGUGUGGGUGGGGUGUGUGCGGUAGGGAAAACACUAUUGCGAAAAUUCAGCUAUACUGGCCACCGAAUGGAUAAUGGGUAUUUGUUUAGACACAGAUGCCAGCGCGGCACAAGAUACCGGCGAACCAGGCAACGAUUGGAAUCUUACACGGAAUCGAAAUGGCCAAAAUGCUGGCGAUUUGGAGGCCGCUGCGGCGGCAGGACGAAUGGGUUCUACCAAUGUCGGCGCUAUCGAUAUGCAAAAUGCUGGAAAAAUCAAAUUCGAUCCGCCCAAAGUGCCAGUGAUAUUUGUUUUAGGCGGCCCCGGUAGUGGCAAGGUCACCCAUUGCGAUACCUUCAUGCAGGAGCGACGCGGCGUAACGCACAUCAAUAUGAUGGAUCUCCUCCAGCAGUAUGCAAUGGGCAAUGACAUGCAAGACUUUUCGCAACUGUCGUCGAAAACCGUCACUGAGGUGCUGAUGUUGGAAAUGAAAAUGGCUCCAGCUGCCAAAGCAUACCUGAUAUCGGGAUAUCCACGCUCCAUGCGCGACGUAGUCGAGUAUUCUGAAAAGAUUCAAGUCGUGAAUGGCGUGAUUCUAAUAUCCUGGCGCCAAUCGGUUCUGCAGAAGCAAAUCGAUUAUGGAGCCAAAUUAGGUCAUGUAGUACUCUCCUUAGCCAAAAUGGAAUUAGAAAAUUUCUUUAAAAAUGUGAUGCCCGUCGCCGAUUAUUUUGAUCAGAGCGACAUGUUGUUGGCCGUAAAUGGCGAACGUGCGCCCACAGAGGUUUACAAAGACUUUCGCACCGCUGUCCUCGAUAUACUGAGCACCCUCGAGAACCAAGAGGCCGUGAUGAAUGGAGUUACAGGUAUGGGCAGAGGGAUACAUGAUAUACCCGGCAGUAUAGUUAGCGUAGACACUGCACCAAGUCAAGCCCAACAAGGGACUCAAAUUGCAGAAGACAGCGCGGCCAAUGCCUCUGAAACUGCGGGAACCGUUUUGGCCAGAGAUUUGGCAAUCGAACGGAUGGAUGGUGGGCCAAAUGGGGGCGUGACAGCCCUGAAAACGGGCACCACCAGUGCGGAUGAUGACAGCGGUGUUGUGGUCACCCAGCAGCCAAAGUUGCGCCAGGCUGCUGGACCAGAUGAAUUGGGAUCGGACCUGCCACCGAUUAUCUGGGUGAUCGGCGGUCCGGGCAGCAACAAGGCCACACUUUGCCUCAAGGCUGUGGGACUGAAUCCUGGCUGGGCUCACAUCAGCGUCGGUCGUCUUUUGCGCAAUAUCACGGACUCUGCACCACGUGCCAAUACGGAAAGCUUCGCCGUCAAGGAAGCCUUGGCCGCUGGGGAUAUGGCCCCGGAGAAGUCGCUGAAUCAGCUCCUGGAAACCAAUCUGCGCCAGCUACGAGAUAGAACUGGCAUUAUCGUAGAUGGGUAUCCCAGAAACCUGCAGCAAGUCAAGUACUUUGAGAAUAAGUACAAACAACGACCGCCAAUUAUCCUGCUGGAUUGCUCAAAACUUCAGUUAGGCAGAGGACGUAUAGAUGACACGGUGUCCUCCUUUCGCCGCCGCUUGGAACUCUUUCGUGAGCAAACUCUGCCCAUGCUUAAGAUUCUGGAUACCAGUAAUCGUUUGCAGAUUGUUGAUGGAGACACGGAUAGUCCAUCUGUGCAGCGUGAGUUUGAGCGUCUCAUCCGGAAUCACAUACAGCGUUUGUUGAACAAAACCGACGAUAUAGACGACUCAGCCAACUUGGGUAACCAGAUGAUGCGGAACGAGCAAACGGAUGCCAUUCUCCAUGAUCUGGAGACCAAUGUGCCGGGUGCCGUGCCCACGAUUAGUCACCACGUGAGCAUGAUGAACGGCCAUCUGAAGAGUCGCGGAAGCGCCUUGGGGAGUGGGAAACCCCACGGCCAGAUGAUGAACGGACAUGUUCCCGGCAGACCCGGAACCGGAACCGGACCAGUUGGCCAACCAGUACCCGUUGAUUUCCGGCACAUGCUGGAGGAGGCCGAGCGAUAUCCGGUCGACUCGUAUAUGUAGAUGUGGACUCACAGGAAUCCGCAGGACAGACGGAUAUCUAAGUUUUAUAGUUUUCUAAUUAGCCUAGACUAAGCGUACUGUGUAAUGCCGGUUUGUGGAAUUGUCGAAAGUGGACCAAUGCGUAAGUUAGUCCGGCUAGAUUAAGAGUUAGAAGAAUUCAAUUCACUACUUUACUUCACUAGACGAGUACCAACUUAGCCUAAGAGUGCGUUAGGGGCAGCCGUUAGAAUGUACGAUUUCAAUAAAAUCUUAAGAGAGUCGAAAGUUGCUCAAGGAAUUAUUAGUUGUAA